Messenger RNA from Seriola dumerili (greater amberjack), 1621 nucleotides. It is a transcript of the gene dnaaf6, whose product is annotated as PIH1 domain containing 3. The record is from RefSeq and is a predicted model, not a curated record. Lineage: Eukaryota; Metazoa; Chordata; Actinopteri; Carangiformes; Carangidae. The transcript is spliced from 6 exons. Gene Ontology annotation, biological process: axonemal dynein complex assembly; flagellated sperm motility. Gene Ontology annotation, cellular component: cytoplasm. The coding region runs from base 154 to 738 and encodes 194 amino acids. Gene Ontology annotation, molecular function: dynein intermediate chain binding; protein-folding chaperone binding.
UCCUGUGGCGUCACUGGUUCCCAUGACAGCCCGAAGCCUGGUCGUCUCCGGGGAAACAGAAAGCGUCAACAGUAACUGAUAUUCAGUUAGCAGUAACUACACUUGUACAGUAGCCCUCCUGAGAUAAAAGAGCUUUUUUGGAGGCUUUUCUGAAUGGACUGUCUUGGAGUAUCGUCUGUUCAGAACCUACAGGCUCUGUCUGCCUUGUUAUCAACUCAGCAGGAUGAUGAUGAUGAUGAUGAAGAAAGAAGAAACGCGACAGCCUGCGGACAGCUGGGUCCUGGUCACAUUGGUCCCCCACCCAAGAAAGAUAAAGAAGAGUCAACUGCCUAUGUGAAGAAGAACAGCAAAGAUAUCUGGAGCGAGAAAGAGGUGGCUGAGGGUUCCCAGUAUGAUGAUCUGGCUGACCCACGGCCACAGCCUGAGUAUGAAAUAAUCCUGAAGCAGAGUGUGGGCACAGAGGAUCUGUUCUUGGGCUUGAGUGGAAAGGACCCAUCCUCCAUGUGCUGUGAAGCCAUGCUGGUGAAAAUCAAACUGCCAGAUACUAAAGCAACAGAUGUGGUCCUGGAUGUAAAAGAGAAGUUCCUUGAUCUACGAACGCCAAAAUAUAAACUGGGUCUCCAUCUCCCGCAUCCCAUCCACAGCCACGAGGGUAAGGCUCAAUUCUUCAGUGAGAGAGAGGAACUGGAGGUGACUCUGCUACUGAACCGCUCCAUGGAUUUUAUCAGCGUGCAAUAAAAAAGAAUGAAACAGGCCACAAGUCUUCAGAGGAAACAGAAAAGAUGUGACACAAACAGUGGAGAUUAUACAUACUGCCGUAUUUAUGGGUCAAGGAAAAAAGGGAUUGGAAACGGAUCAGUUUAAAGCCUGUUUAUUUCCUGAAAUUCACAUAAUGUGAAUGUUCAGUUCUUGCUAUUAUUACAUGUUUCACCACUGAUUCUCUUAGUAUUAAGAUAUGGGUUUCUUAUAAAUAUUUGUCUGAUUAUUCGCGCUAUAACUAGAGAUCCAGAGUAAAUCCAGAUAAACAUUACCAUACUUACUACACAUAAUGGAACUCAUUAUGCUGGGAGCCCAUUUCUUAUAUACAGUAUUCCUUGGAUGGAAUAAUACAUAGCUCCAAAUUUGCUUUGUGGUAACUUAAUUAAACACAAACUAAUUUAGGACUAUGCUCAAUACAAGCACAAUAUUAACUCAUAUCAUGAUUAGAUUCUUACACAGGGCUCCUUUUCUGAUUGGGUGAUAAAAUAUGAACCAAUCUUCUGGCUUUUAUUAUCAAUUUAAAUCAAACUUCAUUUGUAUGACAGCUUUGAUAGAGGUUAGUGUGUUAUCAUGUCAAUUGAUGUUGUGCUUUAGUAGUAGUAGUUAUUCUUACUACAAACCAUAUGCCAUACAGUGAUCCUGGGUGUGUGUCUGUGUGUGUGUGUGUGUGUGUGUGUGUGUGUGUGUGUGUGUGUGUGUGUGUGUGUGUGUUUCAAAUCCUGAAACAAGUAUAAAAGUGAGCAAGUCAUUGAGUAACUCUUUUGUACCCUAGCAAAAGUGAAAAAAAGACUUUUGUUUGUACUGGGCAUCUUGCAGGAGUGAAUUUGUGUUUUUAAUAUGUAUUAAAAUGUGAAGUACGAUA